GGCUCUCUUCUUGUAACCACCACUUGCUUUUCAGGUCGUGUUUUGGUCAUCAUGUCGAAGGUUUACGUGGGUAAUCUGAGUUGGAAUACGACUGAUGAAAGCCUGCGCGCUGCUUUUUCCGAAUUCGGGCAGGUGCUGGACUGUAUCGUCAUGAGAGACCGAGAAACUGGCCGUUCUCGCGGAUUUGGUUUCGUCACGUAUGGCUCCUCACAGGAGGCUGAUACUGCCAUUGGAUCUUUGAACGAACAAGAGCUUGACGGUCGACGGAUCAGAGUCAACUUGGCUAAUGCCCGCGGUUCUGGUGGCGGAGCUGGUGGCUACUCUGGUGGUGGAGGAGGAGGGGGAUACCAAAGUCAAGGUGGUGGAGCAGGCUAUGGUGGAUAUAGUGGGGGUGGAGGUCAGCUUGCUAUGGUCAAAGCUCCGCAGGCUAUGGCCAGGGUGGCUCGGCUGGCGGUGGGUACAAUCAAGGAGGCUACAAUCAAGGUGGAGGCUACGGGCAAGGUGGCUACACUGGCUCGGGGGGAGGAGCUUAUCCAGGUUACUAACUUCGUCACACUAUCAUCCACACUGUCCUUGCUCGCUGUUGUCUAUAUCGACCAGCGUGACUGUAACGGUCACGCAUCCAUCACCCUUUCCUCUCCUCCCUCCGUCUCUCGACCCACGACCCCUGCACUUUUCAGUGCUGUUGGCCCUAUGGCUGGUCCCGCGCGCAAUGCCAAGACAGUUCAGCCACCCCGACCGCCUAACGCGUGGAUUCUGUAUCGAGCAGAAAAGGCGAAAGAAAUCGGGCGUAAGGCUCAGGCGGACGUGUCGCGGGAAAUAUCAACAAUGUGGAAGAACGAGGCCCCUCAUAUUCGUGCAGAAUAUGAGCGUCGAGCCGACAUAAAAAAGGCGGAGCAUCAGGCAAUGUAUCCAGAGUACCGCUUCCAACCUGUUAAACGCGAGGAAAAAGAACGUCUCCGCCUGGAGAAACGACAAGAAAAGGAGCGAAAGAAACAAGCUCAACGACAAACACGCGUCAGUAUACAGCAACCCCCGCCAAUUUCGCAGCAACUCCCACCCCCACCUCCACUAUAUUUUACUGCCGACAAUCGCUUUGCUAUGGCCGGCCCGUCCCCUCCCCUCUCAGCGGCUGCUUCACCAGAAGCAAAAGUUGUUGAACUUCCUCGAAUCGAAUCCUAUCCACAAACUCCCAGCAGCACAUUGCCGUCACCUGCUUUGCCACCCUCACUAUACGUGCCAAUGCCCACUCCUGAGCCGGAGCAGAAGAAUUGGUCGAUGCCAUCGGACUAUGUCGAGUUUGAUAUACCGACACCAUUCGAAUCCACCCAGUCGUGGACAGGCACUCUCUCGUCAGAGUUUGAUGUCGAAGCGAUGUUAUCAUCGACUGCAAACCCGUCAGUCUUCCAACUGUCUGGGUUUGAUCCCCAGACUUUGUUGGAAAAUCCAAACGGGAACCUCGAGAUUUCUCUGGCGCCUUUUGACAUGUCCUACAUGAAUGAGCCAGUCCCCAGUCUGUCUGAUCUCGGGCUAUUUGCAACUCCUCAGGACGAAGCCUCUGACGAGCUGUCUUCCUUUCUUGCAUCACUCAGUACACCUCAACCUGAUUAUGGGGCUGCCGACCAAUUCCUCAAUCUCGAUCACGAUGACCCUCCUGACACCCAACCACAGCCACAACAACCUACGCACAUUCCUUAUAUUCCGCCCUCUGGCGCGUCACAAUCGAAUAAUCGACGGGUCGGAGGUACUUGGUCUCGUCCAUCACCACCGCUCACAUCACCCAUUGACCCUCGUGGGCCUCUUUGGAGUGUUCACGCCUAA
Molecule: messenger RNA, 1821 nt
Organism: Mycena indigotica
Lineage: Eukaryota; Fungi; Basidiomycota; Agaricomycetes; Agaricales; Mycenaceae
Product: HMG box domain-containing protein
Exons: 10
Coding region: 52-1821 (589 amino acids)
Molecular function (GO): RNA binding
Source: RefSeq, a predicted model, not a curated record